AUGCAACACAGAUUAUCCCACGAACUAGAUAACUACCCUGAACCAGACGAUGCGGGCACAAUCAGAGUCACGGCAAGGAUCUUUGGCCAAGAUGAUAACUCGACGUUGACGACUCCGUUGCUUGCCAAGGACUUCAUAUAUGAUGAGAGCGACGAGUGUAAAAUCCUCCUAGACUUGAUUUUCUUCUUAGCUGAAGCCGGAAUCAACGUCGAUGAUAUGGGGAUUAUUGAGUAUUCUCCUGGAGCUGCUUGGAACAUUCGGUUGGAUCUCGUUCCCGAUUAUCUCGAUGAUGAUGAUGAUGACUUUGAGAUUGAAGAAGCUGUUCAAGUCUCGUUUGAUGACACCAGCCAUAUCCAAUUUCGACCAGCUAGCAAGCUCGUGGUCAAUUCGCUACCUAGGAAAAUAUACAACAAGGAGACUAAAAAGGAAGAGAACAAGAAGAUGAUUAGCUUAGAAGAGUGCAGAAUUUGUUUGCAAGAGUUUAGCAAUGGAGGAAUGGUUGUGAGUUUAUCUUGUGGACAUGAGUUUGACGAUGAGUGUAUCGUAAAGUGGUUCGAGACCAGUCAUGUUUGUCCAUUGUGUCGUCUCGAGUUGCCAUGUCAAGAUGAACUAUAG
This is a messenger RNA of Raphanus sativus (radish), 615 nucleotides long. RefSeq names its product E3 ubiquitin-protein ligase SIRP1-like. NCBI's taxonomy places the organism in Eukaryota, Viridiplantae, Streptophyta, Magnoliopsida, Brassicales, Brassicaceae. The record is from RefSeq and is a predicted model, not a curated record. The transcript has 2 exons. Bases 1 to 615 code for a protein of 204 amino acids.